Molecule: messenger RNA, 2354 nt
Organism: Bombyx mandarina (wild silkworm)
Lineage: Eukaryota; Metazoa; Arthropoda; Insecta; Lepidoptera; Bombycidae
Gene: Pbanr
Product: pheromone biosynthesis activating neuropeptide receptor
Biological process (GO): neuropeptide signaling pathway
Cellular component (GO): plasma membrane
Molecular function (GO): neuromedin U receptor activity
Source: RefSeq, a predicted model, not a curated record
UAUGCGAAGUCGUUUACGUCUGAUAACCACGGAAACGCGCACCGGAUUUCGCGCGUUAUCUUUAGAACUAUUUACGAGUAAUUGCUUAUUAUCCAAAAGUGCAAAAUAUGUAAUAAAUUUAUAUGUGUGUGAAUGAAAAUUAUUUCUCGACUAGGUCACUUUAAAAAGGUCACGUUCAUUAAUCGCAAAAUGAAAAUUUAAUUAAGAAAUCGUGUGUAUUAAUUAUUAAUGUAUCAAGAAAGUAUCAAUAACGCGUUUGUUUAAAUAUUCGAAAUGAUGGCAGAUGAAACCGUCAACAUGGAAAUGCUCGAGAACAAUUUGCUGAAUGUCACGAACGUGACAGACCAAUCUUCUGCGUACAGUGAAUCCUACCCAUUACAUCUGCUAGUACCAUUAAGUGUUACGUACGCUGUCAUAUUCAUAGUCGGGAUCUUAGGGAAUACAAGCACAUGCGUGGUCAUAGCGCGUAACCGCUCCAUGCACACCGCCACUAACUUCUACCUCUUCAGUCUUGCUAUCUCCGAUAUAAUACUCCUUGUGUGCGGUCUGCCCUUAGAAUUGUAUCGCUUGUGGAAUCCGUUUACGUACCCCCUCGGUGAGGCGCAAUGUAUCACGAUAGGUCUGGCGUCUGAAACGUCUGCGAACGCAACCGUAUUGACUAUUACGGCAUUCACUAUGGAGCGAUACAUUGCUAUAUGUAGACCGUUCAUGUCGCAUACCAUGUCGAAGCUUUCACGGGCUGUGCGAUUUAUUAUUGCUAUAUGGGUGUUCGCGCUGUGUACGGCGGUACCUCAAGCGAUGCAAUUCGGUAUAGUGUCUUACGUUGAAAACGGACAGAGCAUGAGUGCUUGUACUGUGAAAGGACCUGGUGUGCACCAAGUGUUUGUCAUUUCGAGUUUUGUUUUCUUCGUUGUACCUAUGUCGGUUAUAUCGGUGUUGUACGCGUUGAUAGGGCUCAAGUUACGUACGUCUCGUAUUUUGCAUCCCGUUAAGAAGCUGUCAUUAGAUAGCAAUGAGAGGCCUGGCGCGCACACACCGUACAGAAACGGAAGCUCACAGAGGAGGGUCAUCAGAAUGCUCGUUGCUGUGGCGCUGUCGUUUUUCAUCUGUUGGGCUCCAUUUCACGUGCAGAGGCUUCUCGCGAUUUAUGGGAAGAGUUUGGAACAUCCGUCUGAUACAUUUUAUCUGGUGUACAUAGUGUUGACCUUUUUAUCUGGAGUCCUGUAUUUCCUUUCGACGGCUAUUAAUCCAUUUCUCUACAACAUAAUGUCGAACAAAUUCAGGAACGCUUUCAAGAUGACAUUAGCGGCUUGGUGUGGAAGGCGAGGUGGGCCUCGCAUGGGUCGGUCAUACAGUGCACUGCUGGCUUCACAACGGCAGAGGGCUGCCAAUGGCUUAACAGAUCCAGUUCGAGGGCCUCGAAGACUUCGGCGACUGUCGACCGCUACUACGCACCUUUGCGAUGCGCCUCCUAGAGCGCAGUGCUACCAAAAUCGCGAUCUCUCCAUAGUGAACGAGUCACCCAGCGCUAGCAGCCACUGGAGCCGAGUUUGGCGUCUACGAAACGAGCCGUCCGACUCCAUCGGAUCUCCACGAAGUAUCUCCAACUCCAGUCUCCGGGAAGUAGACGACGAACUGACCGGAGAGGAGUUGGCCACUUACAUGUAUCAUGUGAAUUGUAAUAUAGAAGGACUUACCUGAGACACAAGUGUUUAAGUUUGGUGAAUAAUCCAGACGCUUGGAGAAAGGAUCGCGCGUACAGACGAUCGAGCUUUGGAGUAAAAGUUGUUGUCGUUUGUUGUAGUGUCGAUGUCCAGUUGCUGUAGAACGUAUUGAUAAACGUAUAAAGACUGUAACUUGUUAACUGAUUCAGCUGUUGUGGGUUUCAUUAAGAUGAUAAUACGUAAGUUGUACAGAUUUAUGUUAUAGUACACGAUUGCUUUAGAUGCUCCUUGUGAAAACUACUAUCGAUCACAAAAACCUCUGCUCUUUGCUAUAUGUUUAUGAGUAUAUAUAGUGCAAUAGAGGAGCUUAGAUAGGCACUAAGAUUUGUUCAAUUAGCUUUCGUCAGUCGAACUUUGUAAUGAAUUAAAGACUUACGAUUGUGUGGAAAAAUACCUGAUUGAAAAAAGGUUUUUUUUCUUAAAUAAUAUUAAAAAUUUUAAAAUUUGUUAAGUAAAUAUGAAUUAAAAAUUUAUAAAUGCUAGAAUAAUAAUAUUUUAAACAAAUAAUUAUCGUAAUUCCUCAUUAGAUUUACGAGGAAAUGUUCAGAUAGUGUAAAUCUCAAAAAAACUAAGUAUUUGAUAAGCUACUCUUUAAAAUAACAGUCACGUUCAAGAAAUUAUUCAAAUUAG